Gracilinanus agilis (Agile Gracile Mouse Opossum) is the source of this 891-nucleotide messenger RNA. It is a transcript of the gene FCER1A, whose product is annotated as Fc fragment of IgE receptor Ia. The record is from RefSeq and is a predicted model, not a curated record. Gene Ontology annotation, biological process: cell surface receptor signaling pathway. The transcript has 6 exons. The annotation marks the transcript as partial. Gene Ontology annotation, molecular function: transmembrane signaling receptor activity. Lineage: Eukaryota; Metazoa; Chordata; Mammalia; Didelphimorphia; Didelphidae.
AUGAAGAAGAGCGGGAUGCAGCAUAAGCCAGUAGCAGGCCUUGGAGAUGCUGCUUCAAGGGCUAUCGUCUCCCUGAAGCCCUCAUGGAGAAUUGCCCAGGGAAAGAAUGUGACCCUCCACUGCGAGGGACCCGGCAUCUCAAGUAGCAAUCAGACUCGGUGGUUCCACGGUAACGCCAGCAUUCAAGGCCAAACUUCCACUUUCGUGAUCACUUCUGCCACCAUCAAAGACAGUGGAAACUACAGAUGCCAAACGGGUAAUUCUGCCCUCAGUGACCCUACAUAUCUCGGCAUCUAUAGUGCUUCAAGUAAAAGUCCCCAAGAUGCUCUUUCAAAGUCUAUACUGUCCAUGAAUCCCUCAUGGAGAAUUUUCAGAGGAGAGAAUGUGACACUUCGCUGUGAGGGAUUCGCCACCUCAGGCAGCAAUCAGACCCAGUGGCUCCACAAUGGCUCUAGCAUCUCAGUCCAAAGUCCUACUUAUGACAUCACUUUUGCCACCAUAAAUGAGAGUGGAGAAUAUAGGUGCCAGACGGGUAUUUCUGCCUUCAGUGACCCUGUGUAUCUAGGCAUCUACAGUGAUUGGCUACUUCUCCAGCCUUCACUUGCAAUCAUCGAAGAGGGAGAACCUUUAGUCCUGAGUUGCCAUGGUUGGAAGAAUCGAACUGUCUACAAGGUGACUUUCUACCACAAUAAUAAAGCCCUAAAAUACUGGUAUGAGAACCACAAAGUCUACAUCCCUUAUGCCACAGUCCAGAACAGAGGCUACUACUACUGCACUGGCUUUCUAUGGAGAGUGUCCUACAGCUCAAAACCUCUAUAUAUUGAUUUCAAAGGUUUUAGCCUCAGAGCAGAUAAAGGAAUAAGAUUAAUCCAAGACACUUCCCAGCUGGGU